Molecule: messenger RNA, 1620 nt
Organism: Desarmillaria tabescens
Lineage: Eukaryota; Fungi; Basidiomycota; Agaricomycetes; Agaricales; Physalacriaceae
Product: cytochrome P450
Exons: 14
Coding region: 1-1620 (539 amino acids)
Molecular function (GO): monooxygenase activity; oxidoreductase activity, acting on paired donors, with incorporation or reduction of molecular oxygen; heme binding
Source: RefSeq, a predicted model, not a curated record
AUGCAAUCGAUCACAACUUACCUCGUCUUCCCUACAGUCGCUUUGUUUCUUGCCUUCGCGUUUCUGCGCUUUAAGGGCCGCAAAUCAAUAGUCUGGAGGAUUCGUGGACCUCCGAGUCCUUCGACUCUCUUAGGUCAUGAAUACCUCCUCCGUAACCGUCAGCACUUGGGAGACUUGGAGAUGGAAUGGUAUCAGCAAUACCGCGCCGUAUACCGCACUAAGGGAUGUUUCGGGCAAGAUGUUUUGUCCGUUGCUGACCCGAAGGCAUUGCAAUACAUAUUUCAUUCUUCUGGAUACCGGUUCCCGAAAACUGGAGACACGAAUCGUAUGUUCGAGGCUAUCAGUGGACGAGGAUUAGUCGCUGUGGAGGGCGAAAUCCACCAACGCCAGCGGAAAAUUCUCGGGCCCGCUUUUACAGCAUCCCAACUCCGACUCUUUCUGACGGUCUUCCAGGCGUUAGCCGUGAAGCUUACGGAGCAAAUCAAUCAGCGUGUUGAGGGUGCUCGAGUGCUCAAUAUACUCGAAUGGACAAGCAAGGCUGCAUUAGAUAUCAUAGGCAUCACGUCUUUCCGAUAUGAGUUUAACUCUCUCGAUGGUGGACAAACCGAGUUGAGGGUGGCCCUCAAUAAUCUUAUCGGAGAUUCUAUGAUGUGGCCAACGUCGCUGGAGCUUCUAUGCUCCGCGCUCUGGCGUAUACUUCCUGCGUGGUUGCUUGUACCGCUCGAGUGGCUGCCCAAUAAACAGACCAUGCGGCUAAACCACUUCAGAAACCUUGCGAUGGAGGUAUCUCGACCGAUCUUUGAGAAACAACUGAAAGAGGUGGCGAACGAUGCCAAUCCGGCUGAGAAGGACCUUGUUAAUGUUCUCGCAAUGUCUCAUUUCAACGAAGAUGCCAAGAAGAAGAUGAACGAUACAGAAGUUGAUUCUCAGCUGGCGACGUUCGUAUUUGCCGGCCAUGACUCAACUGCAAACACCAUGUCCUGGCUUUUGUAUGAGCUGAGCCUUCACGCUGAGGACCAAUCGAAGAUACGUGAAGAGAUUGCUCAAACGAAAUUGAAUGCCUCCGGAGCUCUCACAUCGAAUGAUUACGAUUCGAUGCUGUGGCUAAAUGCUUGUAUUAAAGAAACUCUCCGUUUACAUUCUCCUGGACAUUCCCUGUUCCGUCAAGCCGCGCAGGAUGACGUCCUGCCCCUCUCCGAGCCUAUCACCACUUCGGACGGCCAAGUGUGUUCGCAGAUUCCCAUAUGCAAGGGACAAGUCAUCCUGGCUUCCAUCUAUACCUACAAUCGACUUCCGUCGGUAUGGGGUGACGAUGCCGACGAGUGGAAUCCUCGUCGUUUCCUUGACGGUCGGGAUGUUAAGCAAACCUCUCUGGGAGUGUAUGCUAAUUUGUACGGUUUUGUCUGCUCUGGCAUUCGUGGAUGCAUUGGAUGGCGAUUUGCUGUCAUGGAGGUGCAAUCCGUAGUCACAGAGCUCUUGAGUAACUUCGAAUUCAGUAUGCCGAAGGGAGCUUCUAAGCUGCAGUAUGGUCCUGCUGGUCCGGCUUCGAUCCCCAUCGUUCCAGGCAAGGCAGAGGAAGGAGCGCAAGUCCCGUUACUUGUAACCGUGCUUAACAAGUAG